CCCCUCCAGUGUUGUGAGCUAACCUCUACUGCAGCCAUGUGGGAGUUCCGAUCCAUGUCUUUCUGGCGGGCAGUUUUUGCCGAGUUCUAUGGCACAAUGUUCUUCAUCUUCUUUGGGCUUGGUUCUGCGUUGCGCUGGACCAGUGGCGCUUACUAUGUGCUUCAUGUGUCCUUCUGCUUUGGGCUGGCAGCUGCUACGUUCAUCCAGUCCAUCGGUCACAUCAGUGGUGGCCAUAUCAACCCGGCUGUCACCUUCGCCUAUUUGGUCAGUUCCCAGAUGUCCCUGUUCCGUGCUUUCUUCUACAUCUGUGCUCAGUGUUUGGGGGCUCUGGCUGGUGCCGCUGUUCUGUAUGGGGUGACACCGGGCAACAUGAGGGGCAACCUGGCUCUCAACACACUGCAGCCUGGUGUUAGCCUCGGCAUGGCCACUACCAUGGAGGUGUUCCUGACUCUGCAGCUGGUGGUGUGUGUCUUUGCUGUAACCGAUGAUCGACGUAAUGGCCGUCUGGGCUCUGCUGCUCUAGCCAUCGGCUUCUCCGUGCUCAUGGGCCAUCUUCUUGGGAUGUACUACACUGGUGCUGGAAUGAACCCUGCCAGGUCCUUUGCGCCUGCUGUUCUUGUCAGGAACUUUGUCAACCACUGGGUGUACUGGGUUGGCCCUUUUAUUGGUGGUGGUCUGGGAGCUCUGCUCUACGACUUCAUGCUGUUCCCACGUUGGCGUGGCCUGGCUGAAAGACUCGCCGUGCUCAAAGGCAGUCAACCUGCCAAAACUGAGGGCCAGCAGGACACGCGGGGCGAGCCCAUCGAGCUCAAAACACAAGCUCUAUAA
Messenger RNA from Neoarius graeffei (lesser salmon catfish), 828 nucleotides. It is a transcript of the gene mipa, whose product is annotated as major intrinsic protein of lens fiber a. The transcript is spliced from 4 exons. Gene Ontology annotation, biological process: transmembrane transport. The record is from RefSeq and is a predicted model, not a curated record. Gene Ontology annotation, molecular function: water channel activity. NCBI's taxonomy places the organism in Eukaryota, Metazoa, Chordata, Actinopteri, Siluriformes, Ariidae. Gene Ontology annotation, cellular component: plasma membrane. The coding region runs from base 37 to 828 and encodes 263 amino acids.